AGCAGGAAGAAGACAGAGGCAGUCAGUGAGCAGCAGAGGGGACAAAUUGACAGACUGAUGGUGGAUGCAGAGGCACCAGUCAGGGAGGUAUGGCUGAUGCUGCCUACUGUUCACUCCUCUGGUCCUCUUUGGGAGCACAGCUGACCACAUUAUCCAUCCCCUCCCUCUUCCUCUCACCUUGCUGCCUCCUCUUCCUCCCUAAGAACAUGGAGGUCACCAAGGUCACGCCACCUGUCCUGGAACGUCGGGCUCGCCAGCGACAGCCCAUGGUUUCAGUGCUCAAAUCCAAGCUGAAGCAGGGUGUGACCUGCUCGGUGCCCAGAGUCCGAUCCACCCUGACCGGGUUCUUCCCCGUUGUGCGCUGGCUGCCUAAAUACAAGCUCCGCGAGUACGUCUGGGGCGAUUUGAUGUCCGGGGUGAUCAUCGGUAUCAUCUUGGUACCGCAGGCCAUCGCCUACUGCCUGCUGGCAGGAGUGGGUCCCAUCUAUGGUUUAUACACCUCAUUUUACGCCAACCUCAUCUACUUCCUCAUGGGGACGUCCAGACAUGUCUCUGUGGGGAUCUUCAGCCUCAUGAGCCUCAUGGUUGGACAGGUGGUGUAUAAGGAGAUGUUCCUGGCAGGUUUUGACCUCAAUGAGGACUCCACAGCAUCUGGCCCUGAUGUGUUUAAUGCCACACUGGGCACUAACCUCACCGCUGGUAAACUUCACACUGUGGAGCUAAUGGGUCUGCAGUGUGGGAAGGAGUGUUACUCCAUCAGCAUCGCUGCUGCCCUCACCUUCCUGGUCGGCGUCUAUCAGGUCGUGAUGGCCGUCUUUCGGCUAGGCUUCGUCUCUGUAUACCUUUCGGCUCCAAUGCUUGAUGGUUUUGCCACGGGAGCCUCAUUCACCAUCCUCACCGUGCAGGCUAAAUACCUGUUGGGACUAAAGAUCCCCCGUCACCAGGGCUACGGCACAGUUGUCGUCACCUGGUUCAACAUCUUCGCCAACAUUCAUAAGGUCAACCUGUGUGACCUCAUCACUAGCACCAUCUGUAUCUCUGUAUUAGUGGCAGGGAAAGAGAUCCAGGAGCGCUACAAGGAUCGUCUUAAGAUCCCUCUGCCGACUGAGCUGAUAGUUGUGGCAGGAGCUACCCUGGCCAGCCAUUUUGGGGAGCUGAACAGCAAUUAUGGCUCCAGUGUAUCCGGUCACAUCCCCACAGGGUUCAUUCCUCCCCAGGUGCCCAGCUUUACUCUGAUGCCACGGUUGAUAGUGGAUGCCAUUCCUUUGGCAGUCAUUAGUUUUGCCUUCACGGUGUCGCUGUCUGAGAUGUUUGCUAAGAAAAAUGGCUACACGGUUCGUCCCAACCAGGAGAUGCUGGCCAUCGGCUUUUGUAAUAUCAUCCCCUCCUUCUUCCACUGUUUCACCACCAGUGCAGCAUUGGCAAAAACCAUGGUGAAGGACUCAACAGGUUGCCAGACACAGAUUUCCAGUCUGAUAAGCGCCAUGGUUGUCCUUCUCGUCCUUCUCUUCUUUGCGCCUUUCUUCUACGCCCUCCAGAAGUGUGUUCUUGCCUGUAUCAUCAUUGUAAGCCUUCGUGGGGCACUGAGGAAGUUCAAAGAUGUCCCAGCUAAGUGGCGUGCCAGCCGGAACGACGGCAUUGUGUGGCUGGUCACCAUGUCAGCCACAGCUCUGAUCAGUGUGGAGCUGGGCCUCAUGGUCGGAGUAUUUUUUUCCAUGAUCUGCGUCAUUUUUAUGACCCAGAACGCUAAGGUCUCUCUCCUGGGCCGGGCCAAGGACACUGAUCUUUACGAGGACUUGGACGAGUACAAGAACCUUAUGGCCCCACCUCAGGUUCAGGUAUUCCGCUUCCAGGCUCCGCUGUACUACGCCAACAAGGACUCAUUCCUAAAAUCACUCUACAAAGCUGUCGGAGUUGAACCUUUUUUGGAGCUGACUAAGAGGAGAAAGGCAGAGAAGAAGGCCAGAGAGAUGUCCUCAAAGCUUGGCAAGGCAAAUGGGGAUAAAAACAACUCUGUUGUAAUCGGACUUGUACAAGGAGAACUGGCUUUCCACACAAUAGUCUUAGACUGCUCGGCCAUACCCUUCAUUGACUCAACAGGCAUGGCCACAUUUAAAGGGCUGGUCAGUGAAUAUAAAGAGAUAAGUGUCAGCGUGCUCCUCGCCAACUGCAACACCUCAGUCAUUGAUGCCCUGCAGAAAGGACAAUUCUUUGGGGAAAAUGACAAAGACAUGAGCAGCCUGCUGUUUCAUACAGUUCACACGGCAGUUCUUCAUGCAAACAGUACAUCUGCAGCAGCAGAAAGCAGGUUAGAAGACUCUGUGGUUUAGAACAGCUGGAGGAAGGAGUUCAGGUAUGCUAUCAUGAUAUGAGGUUAUGCCGUCUAUGACAAUACUGCAUACUGCCAGUUAGCUUUGAGGUCGCUAUUUAGGAAGCUUUGUUCCAGAAGAAAUGGGGUAACCAAGAGGAUUCAAUAAGGAAAAGUAUCCUAUCAAUUCAUUGUUUGAUGCUUUGUGCCCUUUAACACCGGAAUAUUUGGUUCCGACGUAUAUCAUAGACAGUUUUCUCCAAAUACAUUGGAAUUUUUAAGAAUUAAAUUUGUGGACAGACCAUUUUGCUAGCUUAGUCUGUAAACGCUCCCUCCUAACUGUCCUCUACGGUGGCCUUACAAAACAUAAGGAAGCACAGCAUGUGGUUCAGCAAACCUCUGCAAUCCAAGCUUUGACUCAUCCAGCUGAUUUUUGGAUGUAAUUUUUUCAAUAUAGGAGAAGCAGAUGGGAAUACCACAAAAUGAGAGCAGGUAAGGGUAACAGGCACAAGGCCCAACGUAGUCAAACUCCCUGGUUUGUUCCUAUUAAGAGCUGAUUAAUAUCCGAGUCAUACAAUACAUUUGUGUCACUCUGUCAAAAGCAACGUUGACUGAAAGCUGUUUUCACUUUUUAUAUCACUUGAAGCCUUUUGCCAAAGUACAUAAUGGCUCUGAUCCAGGAGUCCAGAGUUCACACAUGAAGAUUCAGCCACUAUUGGCAGUAUUUCCUGACCUUCCAACUGUGACAUUGGAGCACAAAAUCAUGUCUAAAGGCCAGUUAUUAAUUAAACUCUUCCUGACUUAAAGAAGAAGCACUCGUCCGUGGCGGGAACAGAAGCUUUACGUGACCCACGAGGAGUGCUUUUUCAGCUUCGGUCUCGCACCAAGACAGCCUUGCCUUUAAAACCAUGGCUCAUCACAACAUACUUGUACUCUUGCCCUGUUCUCUGGUGACCCAUUAAUGGCAGCUCUACCUGUUCUAGAUCUGUUCUUGUAAAAAUGAAGGAUUUGCACACCUCUGCAAUCUCUUCUCGGGUGCUUCUGAAAUGUAUAUCUAAACUGAUAGCAGCAGGUGAUGCCACAUACUGUACUUUGCCACUACUGGUUUGUUGAAUCAAAUGUUUUGUGUUGAGCAGAUUUAUUCUCUUUUGUUAUUAAAUCACUGUUUUUCCCUUGAGUCUUUUAUCCUGUUGCUGCCAAGUGCAAACAUUGGUCUUGAAAGUACCCCAAUUUAUGUUAUACUUAAAAAAGGAUGCAUUUUUACUUUUACUACUUUAUCAUGAAGUUUUGAUGAACCGCCAUUGUAUUAAAAUAUAGAAAUUUGUGUUUGUAAAAUUUAGAAACCUAACAAUUUAUAUUUUCCUACACUUAUUUUGUUAUCAAACUGUUUCCAUGUAUUAAUGGAACUUAAAUCAUCACGUGUUUUAGAUUUGUAGAAACGUGUAGUCUGCUGGACUUUCAUUGUUGACAGUGUUGACAUUCAACAUUCCUACACAGUACAAACACUGCCUUAAUGUUCAAUACUUGAAUUAAACUGUUUUUAGUGAA
Molecule: messenger RNA, 3856 nt
Organism: Anarrhichthys ocellatus (wolf-eel)
Lineage: Eukaryota; Metazoa; Chordata; Actinopteri; Perciformes; Anarhichadidae
Gene: slc26a1
Product: solute carrier family 26 member 1
Biological process (GO): sulfate transmembrane transport
Cellular component (GO): membrane
Molecular function (GO): secondary active sulfate transmembrane transporter activity
Source: RefSeq, a predicted model, not a curated record